This is a messenger RNA of Ostrinia nubilalis (European corn borer), 2419 nucleotides long. Its product is annotated as collagen alpha-1(XV) chain-like. Gene Ontology annotation, biological process: extracellular matrix organization. Gene Ontology annotation, molecular function: extracellular matrix structural constituent conferring tensile strength. The record is from RefSeq and is a predicted model, not a curated record. NCBI's taxonomy places the organism in Eukaryota, Metazoa, Arthropoda, Insecta, Lepidoptera, Crambidae. Bases 29 to 1822 code for a protein of 597 amino acids. The transcript has 15 exons.
CGGUCUGCCCGGUCCCCCCGGGCCUCCGAUGCCUGUACCAACAACGGUAUCAGAAAAUGCUAUUACAACGGAUAAUAUAAGAAAUGCGGUUCGAGACCCACAACACCUGAAGGCACUGAAAGGGGACCGAGGGGAGAAGGGGGAUAAGGGUGAAAAGGGUACGAGAGGCAUGGAAGGACCACAGGGUUUCCCGGGUAAUGACGGGAAACCGGGCGAGCGAGGGGACAUCGGGCCAUCUGGACUGCCUGGAACCCAGGGCCUGACGGGUCCAGCUGGCAUUAAAGGAGACAAGGGAGAAGCGGGUCCCCCAGGACCACUGGCAAUAUCAAGGGACGAAGCGCUUGUAUUGACGAAGGGAGAUAAAGGCGAAUCUGGGCCACGGGGUAAAAGGGGCCACCCUGGACCACCUGGGCCCAGAGGUCCUCCAGGUCUUCCUGGCCCGCCAGGAACACCUGGCACUAAUGGACCUUCAGGAGACAUAGGCCUGCCCGGAUGGACGGGUCCACCUGGGGCUGCCGGCCAACCGGGACCCCCAGGGCCUAAAGGCGAAAAAGGAGAUUCUGGAUUAAAUCCAUUAGAUUUAGAAAAGAUAAAAGGUGAGAAAGGCGACCGGGGUUACGACGGGGCCCCGGGCGCGCCGGGGAAAGAAGGGGCGAGGGGGCCCCCUGGGCCGGCUGGUAACCCGGCGUCGAAUGUGAAAUACGUUCCGGUGCCUGGGCCUCCGGGGCCCCCGGGGCCCCCGGGCCCUGCAGGCGGCCCUUAUGAGGCCCCGGCCGAUACAUUGACCGAUAGUCCAGGGAUUAAUCGGCGGGAGCCGGGCACAGGAAAACAACGCAACCCGCUCAACAUUCUGCGAAAUCUAAACCACUUAGUGCAAUUCCGCCCAGAGUCAUACGGUUUCUUAGAUCCAAUGGGAGAUAACUCGGAAUUCGAUGAUGACGAAGAUGGCAGAGCUAUAGUUGGGACUAUCAUAUUCAAAACUACCGACUCCUUACUCAGGCUGGGAGCGAACACACCUUUGGGAACAUUAGCGUACGUGAUACAAGAGCAAGCUUUGCUGGUUCGCGUCAACACUGGAUGGCAGUACGUGGCGAUGGGAUCACUUCUAGCUAUCCACACGCCACCCAACAGCCCAACAAGAGUGCCAAUACAGAACAUUCUAGAAACGUCUAGUCUUGUUCAUCACAAAAAUCAGCUGGUGGAAGGACCGGUGUUGCGACUGGCAGCACUGAACGAGCCUCACACGGGCGACAUGCACGGAGUGAGCAGCACCAACUACGAGUGCAGGAGGCAAGCCCAGAGGGCUAACUUGGAGGGAAACUUUCGCGCGUUCGUGUCCUCGAGGGUCCAAACAAUGGACACCAUAGUGUCAUGGGCCAACCGUGCGACCCCUGUGGUCAACAUUCGAGGGGACGUCCUCUUCAACUCAUGGGCAGAAAUGUUCGACGGAUCGGGCGCGCUGUUUGCGCACGCGCCGAGGAUCUUCAGCUUUAGCGGCCAAAAUGUGCUCAUGGAUCCUGCGUGGCCUACCAAAGCGGUCUGGCACGGUGCGAACCCCAACGGAGAGCCGGCGAUGGACGCGUACUGCGACGCGUGGCACAGCAGCAACGCGGAGAAGUUCGGCCUGGCCUCCUCGCUGCACUCCAACAAACUGUUGGACCAAGAGACGUACUCAUGCAGCAGUAGACUGAUAGUUCUGUGCGUGGAGACCGCACCUGUAAAUACUGUAAGAAGAAAAAAACGAUCCAAGUAUCGGCCAGACAAACUAAAUCCUUCACUGGAUAUCGAAGAACAACUGAACGACACUAGUAUUAACUUAUAGAGGUUUUAGAUAUUUUUAUUAAUAAGAAAAACGUGAAGACUGUAAAUAAAUUAUAAUUAUACCUGUUUCGUAAAGCAAUGAUUCCGGUGGAACAUAUCGACAAUAUAUUUCUAAAACAACUUAUUAAACUGCCCUUGCUUCGUAAGAGGUUUUCCUUAAUACUGCGUAAGAUUUUUUUUUUAAUAUUAUAAUAAUUAAAAAAUAAGUAAUUCAAUUAAAGAACUAAAUCCUUUUUGAGUUGAAACGAGAUCAUUUUACUGGACUUUAAAUGUGACAAGCUCUAAACAUAAGGUAAAGGCAUUUAGUUAGGGAUCCUGUGGAUCCCAUGAACAAUCUAAUUUUCAUCACCACUUAGAUGUUACGUAUCCCCUAAGCCUAGAGGAUCGAUAGUUUGAUUUCCAUAGCAACGAGUCAAUUCUAGGUAACAUCUAAUCACAAUAUUAUUCAUUGGUCCUACUUAUACCUACUUAUUCGUGGAAUUUACGUAAGUAUCAAAUUUACGGAACCAAUUAGUUUAGCUCUAGGGAAUACCUACUUAGGGGCUUGUCGGUAAAAUGGGCAUUAGUAUACCCAAUUUUUUUCUAUUUAUAAUUUGUU